AGAAAGACGAAAAUAUUCGCUUGGGGUUGACGUUUGCGUAUGGGUCAUUUUUGGCACCAAUCGAAAAAGUGUUUGCAUCCCCUCCGUGUCCGUAAACCAUUGUAGCUGGCUGCGAAAACGGUUGUAUCUGCAUUGGCAUUCGCCACCGGGAAGCCCAUCACCGUGUCCGCAGUAAUCGAGCAGCUGAAUUCCACCGUCCGAACGCUAUCCGAGAGUGUGCGCCGAUUCGCUGUCGGUGGCCGUCGCACAGUUGGAAUGUCGGAGGAGCGCCCUGCUAAUGCUGCGUCGGCUUCCCCACCGCAUCAUGCGCCCAUGUUGCAUUGCAUCGGUGGAGGUGCCGAGUCGGACGGUGACCCAACAACGACCCUGGUAACUGCUGCAGCCGCAGCCACUGCGGCUGCUGUUGCUGCCGCGUCGUCCACCGUACCGGCCGCCGCUUCCGCCAUAGCAGGUGCAUCCGUUGCCCUGACGGAGCCUGCGUCGGAUCCAACCAUUACACCGCUGGGCCCAUCGCCUCCGGGCUCCAUUGUGAACGGUAUAGCCGGGCCCGAACCAGCCGGAUUGCCCGAAUUUCUACAGUGCGAUGAUAACGAAGACGAUGGCGAAGAGUCAAUCAGCAUCGAGCGAAUACGCCAGUAUCUGUCCGACAAGCUUGGUUUCUAUACGGCCGAUAGGUUCGACAACAAGGACGGAUCUGGUGGCGCCGCAAGUCGGAGAGUGCUGGAAACAGUCGAUAUCGACGGUGUACUGAAACAUUGGAAAAACGGAGGCUUUAAAAAGAUCGUCACCAUGGUCGGUGCUGGUAUAUCAACCUCCGCCGGCAUACCAGAUUUUCGCUCUCCGGAUACGGGACUGUACAACAACUUGAUGAAGUACAAUCUGCCCUACCCGCAGGCCAUAUUUGAGCUGGAAUAUCUUUACCAAAAUCCCAAACCGUUCUUUACCUUAGCCAAGGAACUGUAUCCCGGUACGUUCAAACCUACACCGUCGCACUACUUCGUGCGGCUGCUGGAACAGAAAGGUUUGCUGGUGCGCCACUACACGCAAAACAUCGACACGUUGGAACGCAUCGCCGGCAUUAACGAGGAGAAGAUCGUCGAAGCACACGGAACGUUCUACACGAAUCACUGUCUCCAGUGCAAGACGGCCUACAGUUUGGAGUUCGUGAAGGAGAUAAUAUUCACCGACGAAGUACCAACCUGCCCGUGCGGUGGUGUGAUCAAACCGGACAUUGUGUUCUUCGGUGAAGGUUUGCCGGAGCGGUUUCACAUGCUGCCACACCAGGACUUUGCCGAUUGUGACCUGCUCAUCAUUAUGGGGACCUCGCUUACCGUGCAACCAUUUGCUUCCCUGGUGGAGUACGCCAACGACGAUUGUGUCCGGUUGUUAAUCAACCGGGACAAGGUCGGGUGCAGUAAUUUCGGUUUCCUGCGUUCCAUGAUGUUCGGUGAGGGGUUGUGCUUCGAUCUGCCCGGCAACCGGCGUGACGUUGCCUGGACGGGCAACUGUGACGAUGGGUGUUUCUUCUUAGCCGACCAACUUGGCUGGGGAGAUGAAUUGCGAAAGUUAAUCGAAACGGAACAUGCAAAGAUUAAACCGAUUCGACCCCUGGCCACGAACCCGGUAGCACCUGCCGUUGAUGGUACGGAUGCGGUCGUAGACAUGGAACCGACUCCGAUCACGGACGGUCACCAUCAGCAAUCACACACGAUCCUGAACGAUGAUCAUUGCCUGGUGGACGAUAGUGAAUGUCUGCUACCGGAGGAUGAACACUUUAACGAUGUUGCCGAUGGUCUUUCAGCGCAGGGCGGCGGUGCGGUGUGCGCUGGUGGUGAAGAAAGUGUCCAAGCCAUGGCUACCGAUCCGCAUCACGAUCCACACGAUGAACCGUCUGUGCAUGAUCACCUCCAUAAUCAUCAUCAUCAUCAUCACCAUCACCAUCAUUCUCAUGGUUCGCAGCAGCAGCAACAGCACGAAAAGAUGGACGAACAUCAUGACGACGAGGUGGUGGUGGAGCAGCAGCAUCCCAAGACGACCUUGUCGUUGGAAGACAAAACUUAAGACUCCAAAAAGCAACAAAACUGGUAAGAACAAUGUAAUCGAUUGCAUAAAACUAUUUUUAAAACAAAUCAACAGUUACGAUGCGAAUGGAACGCUUCCACAAUUUUACCACAGGUGCGGAGCAGAGUGUACACGGUAGAAACGAAUCCCUCUUUGACUAAUUCCAAUUCCGAUAUAUACUAGUUAAGUUAAUUAUCUUCACCUUGACCUUGGCUGCAUCCCUCAGAGCUAUUUUAUUUAAAAAAAAAGGAAACAAAACCACACAUACACACACGCACACGACAUCUCUUUUAAUUUCGCACAUUUAUGCAAAAUCCUUUUUUUUUUCUUUCUACACCACUUCUGUAACUUUACCGUGACGUUUGGGACAGAACUGUAUUGGAAAUAGUAAACUUAGAAAGUGAUGCGGAUGAGAGCGCGAUUUAGGACGCGGAUAUUUAAUGAGUUUUAGACAACAAAUUGCGUUCUUCGUGUUACAAAUAAGGGCUUACGUUAAAAUGUUCUCUUCUACAAUCCAAAAGACAGGACGAUCUCUGGGAAGUUUCACAUAAUAUUGUCCAUGAUUAAGAUUUGAAACAGUAAACUCUCCGUGGUAAUGACAUAUUGUAGCCAUAACUGGGUCGCUUUACCUUCUCUAUCGAAUGGACAAUUAGCAAACAUCGAAACAAAAAAGGGCAUACAUUUCUAUUCAUCAUAUUCCAUGAUCCAGGAUCGGAGCUUCGUUUGUUGAACGUUGACUCACAAUCUGCUGUGCGAUUAUCGUUUCCUUCUUCUCCUUCCCAGAGGAAGUAGUUCACAAAAAAAAUCACAACUCAAACGACACACACACAUACGCAAAUAGUAAGAAAUUAACAGAAGAGAGAUAACAAAAAACAAACUUCCCCAAACAUACGAAAAACUACAAACACAGAUCGAUUAGUUGAAUAGUAUAAGAAUUAUAUAUUUUUAUCUUUCGCAUCCUAGAAGAAUGAGCAAACACAAUAGCAAGAUAUUUGGGUCUGCCGAUAGCUUGCAAAAAUCAUGGGGUCAAAUACGGCGCGGGGUUGGUGAAGCGCGCAAGGGAGUGCUGUGUGGCAGGGUGCAGUUUCCAUUCUACAAUGGUUAUGGUGUGAAAACUCGCACCAUGCUCGACCAUUUGCAGUAGCGUCGAUAAGACAAACAGAAAGGAGAGGUAAACUGCACUAAAUUGCAUAUUUUGCUGCUACAAAAACAGUGCAAAAUAAUAAAGGCGGCCACGACGAGACCAGAAAGAACGAAUGGAAACAAACUAAAGCUGUGUGUAGGAAGGACAGGAGACAACAAACAUAACACAAGACGCGAAACACAGUACCGAUAUGAUUAUUUAACAAAACACAAAACAGAAUGAUGGAGCAUAACAAAAACAAAAUAUUAUUUCUAAAUGCAGCAAAACGCGCGCAGUCUAAUUUAUGACGCAAAUAUUUGUAAUAAAUCCGGGGCUAAUAUAAAUUCUACGAUAAAACUUA
Messenger RNA from Anopheles funestus (African malaria mosquito), 3545 nucleotides. Its product is annotated as NAD-dependent protein deacetylase sirtuin-2-like. The transcript has 4 exons. Lineage: Eukaryota; Metazoa; Arthropoda; Insecta; Diptera; Culicidae. The record is from RefSeq and is a predicted model, not a curated record. Bases 256 to 2061 code for a protein of 601 amino acids. Gene Ontology annotation, molecular function: NAD+ binding.